This is a messenger RNA of Perognathus longimembris pacificus (Pacific pocket mouse), 691 nucleotides long. It is a transcript of the gene Lsm7, whose product is annotated as LSM7 homolog, U6 small nuclear RNA and mRNA degradation associated. The record is from RefSeq and is a predicted model, not a curated record. Gene Ontology annotation, molecular function: RNA binding. The transcript is spliced from 4 exons. The coding region runs from base 208 to 618 and encodes 136 amino acids. Gene Ontology annotation, cellular component: Lsm1-7-Pat1 complex; U2-type prespliceosome; catalytic step 2 spliceosome. Gene Ontology annotation, biological process: mRNA splicing, via spliceosome; nuclear-transcribed mRNA catabolic process. Lineage: Eukaryota; Metazoa; Chordata; Mammalia; Rodentia; Heteromyidae.
CCACUGGGAUCCCUAUUCCCAGAACUGCAGAACAGGGGUAGGGGAUGACAGUGUGACCCAGCUGCGACCCCCGCCCCCCCGGUAGCCUCUUGUUCAGUGAGUGCUGUCACCUGCUCAUCCUGACCUGAACCCACACGCCGGACCCGCGUUCCCCUCUUGCGGACCGGCAGGGACGUCCCCUGCUCAAGGUCACCGCGGAAGACGCGGAUGCACGGAGCGCUCCUUUCUGGUGCAUGGCCGGCUCCGUGGCCAUUGGGCUUUGGCGGAGGAUCCAGCUGGCCGCCCCCGGGAAGCGCUUCCUGCACCCCUGGGGACAAGGAGAAAAAGAAGAAGGAGAGUAUCCUGGACUUGUCCAAGUACAUUGACAAGACCAUCAGGGUGAAGUUCCAGGGAGGCCGAGAAGCCAGUGGAAUCCUGAAGGGCUUUGACCCGCUGCUCAACCUCGUGCUGGACGGCACCGUGGAGUACAUGCGAGAUCCCGACGACCAGUACAAGCUCACAGAGGACACGCGGCAGCUGGGCCUGGUGGUGUGCCGGGGCACUUCGGUGGUGCUCAUCUGCCCACAGGAUGGCAUGGAGGCCAUCCCCAACCCCUUCAUCCAGCAGCAGGAGGCCUAGUUUCCCACCCGGCCUGCCACAGGCCCACACCCAGCCACCACAAUCCUUUUUGUACAGUUGAUUUUUUUUCAUU